AUGGAAUCUCCUGAAGCAUUCGAGCAGCGAACCGCUGCCAGAUCAGAGACCUCGUCGAAAGCGAGUGCUAAGGAUGAACCGGCCCACGAUGCAAUUCUUCCGGUCACCCACGUCUCCAUCGCGAAGAAUGCACAAUCCACCAAAGUGCAGAAGCUGAUUGCCGCCCUGAAAUGGUUCAUCAAAGACCAGUGGUUCCUCCUAGCCAUGGGCGCGAUCAUCCUCAUCUCCUCUCAAGUCCAGGUCCCGAACUCUCAGCAACAAGUCAAGCGAGUCGUGGUAACCUACCUCUCGGUCAGCGUCAUCUUCUUCAUCAACGGCUGCACCCUCCCUACGAGGGUCUUGCUGGAGAACUACAAGCGCUGGAAGAUUCACGCGUUCGUCCAACUUCAAUGCUACCUCGUUACCUCCGCCGCAACCUUCGCCAUCGUGAGCCUCUGCGCAACGAACCCGCACUUCAUGGACCCUUGGCUUCUCAUCGGCUUCUUGUUCGUUGGCAGCGCCCCAACCACCAUGUCCUCGAACGUGGUGAUGACACGACAGGCGCACGGCAACACUGCGCUCACCGUCGUCCAAUCCGUCAUCGGUCAGUUCCUCUGUCCAUUCCUGACGCCGGUGCUUCUCCAGAUGUAUCUAUCUAGUGGAGCCUGGUACACGAAAGUACUGGUUCAAGGGGACAACUACGGAGAAAUAUACCGGCGCGUAUUCAAGCAGCUAGGGCUGUCCCUUUUCGUCCCAAUGCUCGCUGGCCAGAUCGUCCAGUGGUUCUUUCCCAAACAAACCAAGAAAGUCUUCUUCGACUGGAAACUGAUGAAGCUGUCUUCGGUUUCCCUUCUGACACUGGUAUGGCAGACGUUCGACCAAGCAUUCCGCUCCGGUGCGUUCGCUACGGUCAAGCCGUCAAACAAAAUCUUCAUCGUCUUCAUCUGCAUCGCUCUUUAUUUCAUUUGGCUCGGAAUAUGCUUUACGGCCUCCGUCGUCUGGCUACCGCGGAAAGACGUCAUCGCCUGCUGUUACUGCUGUCCUGCAAAAGCGCUUGCUAUGGUCGUCCCGGUGUCUUCCGUAAUGUACGUCAACGUUAGCCCAAUCGAACAGUCCAAAAUGCAGAUUCCCGCCAUCAUCUUCCAGGCAUUCCAGGUUGGGAUCGGGGGCUUCUUCACGAUCAUCUUCAGGAAAUGGAUCAGGCCCGUAGAGGAACAGGAAGAUCGAGAAAAGAACGCAGGAGGGAGCGAAGCAAAGUAG
Trematosphaeria pertusa is the source of this 1239-nucleotide messenger RNA. RefSeq lists its product as uncharacterized. The coding region runs from base 1 to 1239 and encodes 412 amino acids. Lineage: Eukaryota; Fungi; Ascomycota; Dothideomycetes; Pleosporales; Trematosphaeriaceae. Gene Ontology annotation, cellular component: plasma membrane. The transcript is spliced from 2 exons. The record is from RefSeq and is a predicted model, not a curated record.